Messenger RNA from Leopardus geoffroyi (Geoffroy's cat), 4950 nucleotides. RefSeq names its product zinc finger protein 75A. Bases 1295 to 2497 code for a protein of 400 amino acids. The transcript has 7 exons. Gene Ontology annotation, biological process: regulation of DNA-templated transcription. The record is from RefSeq and is a predicted model, not a curated record. NCBI's taxonomy places the organism in Eukaryota, Metazoa, Chordata, Mammalia, Carnivora, Felidae.
CGGCCGGAGCGCGGGGUCGAAUGGGCGGCAGGCGGCGACGGGGGCCGGAGGGCGUGUGCUGAGGUCUGGCCUGUGCCUCGCGGGGCCCGCCUCUGAGCGGCGCGGGGCGGAGGGCGGCGACCCGCAGGACGAAGAUCGUUUUAUUGAUUUUGCUCCAGAGCCGACUGGGCCUCGUUUGCCAAAGGUGGUGCUGGCGGGGUGUCCAACACAGGAGUAAAACUGUUCCUACAGCAGAGUAAUGAUGGUAGAUCUGAAGGUGGCUGACUGUUUGAGCCCUCAGAUCAGGGCUCUGUGGGAGUGCAAGGGACCUGAGAUAGAGAGUUCCGGUCACAUUAAGAAGUACACCCCACAAACGGACAGGCUCAGUCCAGAAAGCUGUCGCGAGCACUUCCGGAACUUCCACUAUCAUGACGCCCCCGGACCUCGUGAAGUUGUUGGCCAGCUUCAGGAAUUAUGCCGUCAGUGGCUGAGGCCUGAGAUCCACUCAAAAGAGCAGAUCCUGGAACUGCUUGUGCUAGAACAGUUUGUGACCAUUCUGCCCACGGACACCCAGAGCCGGAUAAGGAAGGACCAUCUACAAAGCAUUGAGGAGGCCGUGACCCUGGUAGAACACUUGGAGAGGGAAUCUGGUCAAACGAGGAAUAGGGUGAGAAGAAAGAUUCCUGAUUCCCGUGAUGAAAUAGGGUGAAAGUGGAUUUGGGUGGGGGCACUUCAUUGAGAAAUAAGGUGAAUUAGGUCACUGUUCCAUUGUUCCUUUAGAACAACUGAGGCAAAGCCUGAAACCACAGACCCACAGCAGUAGUCUCAGGUUUCACAGAUACUUUCCUGGCCUUCCAGAACGACCGCAUUUGUGAUCUAUAGAGCCAGGGUGAAUGGAGAGUCAUAAGCCUAGUAUGGCUUGCCUAAGGACAUGGGUUUUGAGUUACAAAUGAAUAAAAGGAAAUAAGGAGUUGGAGAGGAAGGGGAGGACCUGAAAAAGGGAGAACACUUAGAAACGAAAAAUUGAGUGGAGAUAGUAAAGAGAAGGAAAACCCAAACAACGAAGGAAGAGUGCAGAGGGAGAGAAAAGGAGGCAGAAAAAAGGGAAACCGAUUUGGAAAUCCUAGCAGAGUAGCUGAGAGGAGAGAGACAUUGAGAGAUACUGCCCUCUGAUUCAAAUGAGAGAGCCUCCACGGCGCCCUCCGCAGUUGGUCUUUGGCUCUGCUGGUUCGUGGGAAUCCAGGGUGUGUUCUUAGCCACGUGGCAGAACACCAGCUGGCGUCAGGCCAACUGGGAAGAAGACACAGGCAGGCAUAUGUGUGGUGCCAGAAAUCAUCUGGAGGUUGCCAUCCAAGAGCUUGGAAAGGAGGCAGUGCUCUUGAGAGAAACAGCAGAGUCCCAGCCAGUGGGCCUGGCCCAGGAUGAAGAAUUCUGGAAUACACACCAAGGUUUGCAAGAACAGCUGAGCGGGAAUACUCAUAAAGAAUCUGAGCCUGUAUGUGAGAGGGCUGUGCCUGUUCACCAGAUCUUAGCCUUUUCUGAGAAGACAAACACCAAAGACUGGACAGUGGCCCCUGAGCUCGUCUUGCCUGAGUCCCAGAGCUUGUUGACAUUUGAAGAAGUGGCCAUGUAUUUUUCCCAGGAAGAAUGGGAGUUACUGGAUCCCACUCAGAAGGCCCUCUACAAUGAUGUAAUGCGGGAAAACUAUGAGACUGUCAUCUCUCUAGCAUUGUUUGUGCUCCCCAAACCUAAGGUGAUCUCGUAUCUAGAGCAAGGGGAAGAGCCAUGGGUUCAAGGGUCCACGGAGCUCAAGGACAGUCCUGGAGAGCUGCCUACAGGAAUAAAGCUCAAAAGUGACACUGAAAACCGUCAGCCUAUACGUGUUUCUGAUUUAGAAAUACAAGCACCAGGAGACAUAGUAUCAAAAAAGGCCCGAGCAAAAGUUCCCCAGAAAACAACAGGCAAAGAAAACCAUGGUGAUACACACAGGAUAGGGAAGUGGCAUCGAGAUUUUCCUGUGAAGAAAAAAAAGAAACUUUCAAGCUGGAAACAAGAGUUGCUGAAACUUAUGGAUCUUCACAAGAAAGCCCGUGCUGGAGAGAAGCCAUUUAAGUGCCAAGAAUGUGGGAAAAGCUUCAGAGUUAGCUCUGACCUUAUUAAGCACCAAAGAAUUCACACUGAAGAGAAACCGUAUAAAUGUCAACAGUGUGAUAAGAGGUUUAGAUGGAGUUCAGAUCUUAAUAAGCACUUAACAACACAUCAAGGAAUAAAACCAUACAAAUGCUCCUGGUGUGGGAAAAGCUUCAGUCAAAAUACAAAUCUACACACACACCAAAGAACUCACACUGGAGAGAAGCCCUUUACAUGUUAUGAAUGUGGAAAAAAAUUCAGUCAGAACUCCCACCUUAUUAAGCAUCGGAGAACCCACACAGGUGAGCAGCCAUAUAGUUGCAGCACCUGCAGGAGAAACUUCAGCAGGCGGUCAAGCCUCCUUAGACACCAGAAACUUCACCGCUGACCGGAAGUUCAUCUUGUGUCCUCAGCAUGAAGAAAUUCACCAAGUAGAGGUUGACCUUGACAUUUAUGAAAAAAUACAAAAUUGUGAAGCACGAGUAAUUCUUCAUCGGUGGAAAAAUUGAUAAAAACAUAUUUCACAGAAAGGAAUCAAGGUUGACUCUGCAGGGAUCUCUAUAAGUAGUUUUGUACUACUUACAUUUUUACACUUGACCUUCUGGGAAUUCCUUAGUAAGAAAGGUAUUGAAGAAAACAUUCUCAGUUCGGGAAACGUUUUGCAAUAGUAUCUGGCAAAGUAACAAAGCCAGCUUUAAUUAGCAGAUGCGCCCAUGACUCCGUCUUCUGUGAUCGCAGAGGGUAAAUUCUAUUGAUUUUGCUUUGAAUUCCCAGUCACUUUUAAACACAUAUAACAGAAACAUUUCUAGCACGGUCUCCCAAAAGAAAAAGCAAUAACCUGCUUAUUUAAUUGCCUUCAGUUGCCUUCAAGGUAGUUGACUUAACAAUUUUAAGUCCUGUGUGGGGAAAAAUGAGUUCUGUUGUCAAGUUUUCCAAGAACUAAAUUGGAUUUUCUUCCUUUCCCUUGUCAUUGGUCACUUCCCAGAGUUGGACAUCACUUGAGUUCCUUCCUGAACAUUUUAGCAACUUUAGCUCUUGAAUCCUUUAGGCGCCAGUUUUACUGUGAUGAAAUGCUAUUUACUUCACCACUAGUGAAUCUGCCAGGUAAAUUAAUAAUGCACUAUCUUAUACCUCAUUGGUGGUGUUUGAAAAAAAGAUAAACAUCUCUAAUGAGAUCAUAUGAAAACGGGUUGGAAUGUUUAGCCAUGGAUUGUGUAUGACAUGUAAAGAUAUUUCUGCAGUAAAAUAAACUAGUCCUUAUAAUCUCAGUAUGAUGAAGCAUAAAAAUUAGCACUUUCUUGAAGCCUAAAGAAAAUUAAUGAAAGUUCGGGAUGAACUUCUCAGGUUUUUUUAAUUUGCUCUGUACUUUGGCUUUUGUUUUUAAGAACAAACUAGAACUAGAAUGUGUGCUCUAGGCAGGAUGUGGUUCACUGGGUAUGGCGGAAGAUAGGGUUCCCAAGAGAAAACGUUUGGGAACUGAUGCUGACUGGUGGGUAAGAAUGGGUGAAUCCACAUCCACGUUGGAUGGAUCUCUUAAACUGUAAACUAUUACUAAGCAGGUAGGGUAUAUAUGUCUCUGUUUUGUGCACAGCAUCUAACAACAGCCUUGGGUGAUACAUGAUAGACGGCUGAAAAUCUCUAUAGGCUGUGGAUCUUCUUAGAGCUCUUAUCUACAACAACUCUCAUGUAUUCCCAUUAGAGCUUUUAGGUGGUGUCAGGAAAGAGGUCAAAUGAUUUCUUCUAAAUACCUUAUAAAUAAGGAAGUUCAGGUUCGGAUACCCUAUGGCUAGUGAGUCUGUGGGUUGUCACUUGGUUGCAUGAGUCAGGCCUGAAGGUAGGAUUUGCAGGAUGGAUGUGUGUGUUAUCCCUCCAGGGCCAGACUGGAUGAUGUGUUGUGUCUGUUUCUAGCUUAUAAGACAUUCCUGUGGCUUGAUUCGUUACUGAAACACUUAAGUCUCCAUGUCCUCUGUGAAAGAGAGAAAACUGUGUUUCAACUCAGGGUUAUUCUGGGGAUUAGAGGGGCUGGUGAAGGAAAAGCACCCCACAGCUUGGUCAGUAGUAGAUGCUCACCGUGCGUUUCUUUCCCUUUCCCCUGCUCCCCAUGAUAUGCUGGGCAGACUGACUACACUUAGGAAGCAGGUGCAUUUAUGGCUAUUGGCAACUCCUUUGAGGAGUUGAGCGCUGCUGGUGGUGAUAGUGCUUAGCUGCUUUGGUCUUUGACUCCAGUGCUUUAUGGUUUAAGUCUCAUGAUGGUCUGGCACCCUCAAUGAGACUUUAUUUUCUUCAAGAUGAUUCAAAUAGGAUUUCAUAAGCACAGCCAGCUCUGAAGCUCCCAUCUGCAUAGCUGUUACCCAACGCCCUCAUCCUUCGACUACUGGUACUGUGUCAUCCCGGGACACAUGUGGACAUCUUCCUGGUGCUACAUUCAUUCACUUUGAUGGGGAUCUCUUAUGGGCCCAGGCACCGUUCUAGACUGAGAAGAUAGUAGUGAACAAAAGAGCUGGAAAUCCACUCUCACGGGACUCGUAUUCUAGUGAAGAGUAGAGAGAGUGAUUGUGGUUUUCUGCUACUUGAAGUUAGGGUCACGAGGUAGUUUUGGGUAAUGGGUUGUGAGCAGAAGCCUCACUUGUGGGCUGAAGCCUUUCAUUGUUGGUGCAAGACUCGAUAGUGCUCUUCUGCGUCAAUCGUGGAAGCCCACACAGGAAGGGGCCACAGGGUCAAAGUAGUCUGGGGCUGAGCGCCGCGCCCCCUGGCCCCUUGGUGAGGAGCUGUUCUGGAGCAUGGCCCAGACCCGUGAUGGACUUUAUGGGAAUGAGAAAUAAACUUUUGUUAAACCACUGA